AAGAAUCGGUUAAAAAAAAAAGAGGUUUUAAAUCGUCCUAUUUUCUUUUCCUUUUUUUUUGAAAAAAAUCGUGCUAUUUUUUUUCCUUGCCUCAUAGUCAUGAAAAAGCAAAAAAUAGUUCCUACACUUGAAAUAGUUUGCCUUUUCUGGGUUUGUUUUUCCAGUUUCCAACAACGAUUUUCCCACUUGUGUGGACUCAAUACCGUCUUAAAAAAUUUAUUGACAUUAGGCGAAAUAUAAAAUAAAAAUCUUUUUAUAUGUUUUUUUCUCAACUUUUAUUUAUUCCAUUUUCAUGAAGUAAAUAAAAAAUUGUGGUAUUCAAACAAAAAAAAUUAAAAAUGAGUUUUUGUGUAUAAAUUAGAUUUUGUUAAUAGAAAAACUGAAAAUGGUGUAAGUUAAUUUUUUGUUCUUGUUGAUUUAAAUUAUAUUUAGUUAAUCAUAUAUUUUUUUUAUUGUAAUUUCACCAACUAAUUGAUAUUUAACAAACAAAAAUAGAUUUUUUUAAUUAGUAAAAUAACAUAAAAAAAAAAUGGACCUAGAACCCAUGGCAAUUGUCCAUGUUGCCAUGGGUUAGAGCCGGCUCUGGUGGACUUCAUCCCUCGUUAUCCAGUGUGGCGUAACAUACAGGAAAAGAACAAGAAGAAAAAUGGGAAGAGGAGCUACAAGCGAUACUUUCAGCAUUUCUGGCCCCAAGCUUCUUAACCCUAUUUGUUGGAACAACUGGCACGACAUAACCGUAGUGGUAGCAUGUUUGGUAAUGGGAGUCUCCACAAUGCAACGGGAUAAGGCAAUGAAACGGGAGGCACUAGCCAACCCCUGGUAUGAAUCCUUCGGUUUCUCUUUACUCGAAACCUUGAUCAACCCAGAUGACAGCUCCAUAUACGGAGCCGUUUACAUGUACAAGCACUACGACAGUUACCAGAAGACCCCUCUUUUGGGGAAACCUCCGCUUUACGUGAUUGCGUUUCGCGGCACGAUGCUAAGCUCAGUAACUUGGAAGUCAGAUAUGAAGCAAAACGUUCGAUGCUUACUCAAUAUCCUUAACCAGGGAAAAAGGGCUAAUAAUGCCAAACGAGCAAUCGAAAAUGUGCUGUCCUAUCCCAACGUCGAUACAGAAUCUGUCUGGCUCGCGGGACACUCUCUGGGAGCAGGCAUAGCGUUGGUGGCCGGGAAGAACAUGGCAAGAUCUGGAUCACCCCUCAAGACUUAUGCAUUCAACCCGCCCCACUCGGAUUUUCCUGUAGAAGGAACUAUUAGAUAGCGAGAAGCUUAAACGCAAGGUUCGGAUCGCCAGGAGUUUCAUCAAAACCACCUUCGCCUCGCUCUUUAAUCUCCAGAUUCAAGAAGACGAUCCAAGGACAAGAGCGUGGACACCUUACUUAUAUGUGAACCCAAGAGAUCCAAUAUGUUUAGGAUACAUUAAUGAUUUCAUACUCAAAAGUGAGAGUGGCCCUGCUAGAAUCUCAGUUAGGAGUCGAGUUUUUGGAAGACGACGAACACCAUCAUCACCCGCAGGGGAACCUAUUCAAUUUCUUUCAUCAGCAGAUAUGACGGUAAACAAGACGGCUUGUAUUCGGACAGCUCAUAAGCUUAAGCAAUGGUGGAAGCCAGACCCAGUCCGUAGGGAAAAUUUGGGAAUUAUACUGCCUGGGCAAUUUACCCGAUACCCGAAACCGCACCCGAACCCGAACCCGACCCAAAAAACUCAAACCCAAAUCCGGACGGAAGUAGCAAAAUAUCCAAAUGGGUAUUGAGUCAGGAGAGAUUUGGAUAUCCGUCCGAAUCCAAACGGGUAAUCGAACUCGAAUGGAUAUCCGAAGAUAACCGAACAUAUGUAUAUUUAACCUUAUAAGAUCAUAUAAUAUACAUAUAAUUAUGGAUUGCUACUCACUUGAAAUAUAUGUCAAGCUUCUUGUUUUGUGCAUUAACAAAAAUUGUAUCCAAAAUUUCAAAACAAUAAUAAAAUUAGUAUCUUUUUAUUUUAAA
This is a messenger RNA of Brassica napus (rape), 1986 nucleotides long. Its product is annotated as GDSL esterase/lipase At4g10955. The record is from RefSeq and is a predicted model, not a curated record. Lineage: Eukaryota; Viridiplantae; Streptophyta; Magnoliopsida; Brassicales; Brassicaceae. The transcript has 4 exons. Bases 647 to 1261 code for a protein of 204 amino acids.